UGAAUAGGGUCCAAAGUCCACCUUUUGCGUGAGGUGUCUAUAACGGGGAAGAAAGGGGACAGGUGCGAUUCAAACAAGCCACACGGAGAAGUAAGAUGGGUGGCGGCGAGCUAACAGUAAGAGAAGCGAAGCACACAGACUUCGAGGCGGUGAUGAAGAUGGCAUGUCCGGACAACUUCCGUGACGGCUUCGACUACCUGCCGGCCAAGUUCCACCAGUAUGUGGAUGACCCGGAUGUUUCCUUCAUUCUGAUAGAACUAGAGCACAGCCUGGUAGGCUUCAACGUUUACUGGUUUAGCGACGAUGGUGACUCUCUACUGGGGAAAAACGGCCGUCAAGACCCAAAGUACAAGGGAACGGGCACGUAUGGCCGCGUGAGGCAGGCCCUGCCGAUGAUCUUCCAGAAAUUCCUCCUGCCACGAUGUAAACCAACGACUUUGUUACAAACUGUUGGCGAGGGUCACCGGAUGGAACUUCACAAAGUCCUGAAGUACAUGGGGUUCUGGGGAAAGGAGGAGAGCAGUUUUCAUGUUCUCUACUUCCAGUCUGACGUGUCUGCCCUGCGUAGUAGUCUUACAUCACACAACACGACCCACCUCCCACCGCUCACCCCCUACCAGCCUCCCGACCUCCACCGCCUGCUGCCUCCAGCCUUCUCGGCCGCCGUGUUGUCUGAAGGCCGCGUGUUUGUCGACUGGGAUCCGUACAAACUUUCUGAGUCCAACAUGAACAAGUUUGUAACAGCUGGCUACUACAUCCUUGUCGACCAGACCGAACCGGCCGCUAAGAGUCUUAGCUUCGGCGGGAGUUACAUGACUCCCCGCGGCAGGGUGUAUCACAUAGACAUACACUGUAAGGAUGAGACUCUAUGUAAGGCUCACAUCAUAAACCACGUGAAGAUCGCCUGUAGCCAGUAUACAGGCAUGAUAACCUUCUGUGUCAUGGUGAUAGACCUGGCUUUGAAAAUAACAGUCCUGAAAUAUUGUGCAGGAGACCUGACACUGAGUUAUCUGCCCCAUGACCAUACCUAUACUCUGUAUCAAACAGAUCUCGCCAGUAUGGCAAAAGCUGCUGCUGGAAACAAAUCUAAGUACUAAACAGAAAGCACUGUUGUGAGCAAAAUUUAGAAAACUUGUGCAAAAUGAUAUUAACAAAUUAGGCUCAGGUUGAGACUAGCAUUUUGUCGAUUAUCGAUUAUUUGUAGACAAUUCGUUCAAGACGAUCUACGUUAAUCUUAUUUUGAAGAUCAACAUUACUAGAAAUGUUUUGUGUUAGAAAUAAUUUACUUAUUUCCAUAUCUAAUGAGUAUCUCUUUUCCCUAAAUACAAGUCUUUGUAGCUAGAACAAUGAAAGGCAAAUCGAUGUAUAAGAUUAGUGGUUAGAUACAUCUAGAUCUGGUGCAAUCCAUACGUAGAUAGGAGAUACACGAGAUUAUUCAUGUUUACUAUACGGCGACAUAACCGGAUACUUUUAGGAUAUAACGUUAGGAGAAUUCUUUUUACACAACAAGCAGAUACAUACAUUGCUUACG
This is a messenger RNA of Branchiostoma floridae (Florida lancelet), 1531 nucleotides long. RefSeq names its product probable N-acetyltransferase 16. The transcript is spliced from 4 exons. NCBI's taxonomy places the organism in Eukaryota, Metazoa, Chordata, Leptocardii, Amphioxiformes, Branchiostomatidae. The record is from RefSeq and is a predicted model, not a curated record. The coding region runs from base 96 to 1097 and encodes 333 amino acids.